Molecule: messenger RNA, 1246 nt
Organism: Dunckerocampus dactyliophorus (ringed pipefish)
Lineage: Eukaryota; Metazoa; Chordata; Actinopteri; Syngnathiformes; Syngnathidae
Product: cilia- and flagella-associated protein 20-like
Exons: 6
Coding region: 90-692 (200 amino acids)
Biological process (GO): cilium assembly; regulation of cilium beat frequency involved in ciliary motility; positive regulation of cell motility
Cellular component (GO): ciliary basal body; motile cilium
Source: RefSeq, a predicted model, not a curated record
GAAUUCCUUUCCGCGCAGCUUCAUGGUGCUUCUGUUCGUGUGACUGUCCACGCAAUGCUCGUCUCGACUGGACUCUUCAGUUGUUCUGAAUGUGGUGCUGCAGCAUUUUGUGUGAAGGAGUGGAAGUUGCUUGCCCAUUACGGGUGAAGAAUGGUCACAUAAAGCGAGUCACGGACAAUGACAUCAACUCGCUUGUGCUGGAGGUGGAGGGUUCAAACGUCAGUACAAACUACAUCACGUGUCCAGCUGACCCCAGGCAGACACUGGGCAUCAAGAUGCCGUUUCUUGUGAUGAUUGUCAAGAAAACCAGGAAAUAUUUCAGCUUUGAAGUCCAGGCACAGAAACAGGUGUUGGAUGAUCAGAAUUUACGCCGAAGGUUUCGGGCAAGUAAUCACCACAGCAAGACGCAAGUGAAUUCAUUCAUGUGCACCAUGCCAAUUAAUGUUGAUGACCGCUGGAACCAGUUUCAGUUCAACUUGGCCGAUAUUACCAGGAGGGCUUAUGGAACCAGUUAUGUCGAGACACAGCGUGUGCAGAUUCAUGCAAAUUGUCGUAUCCGGAGGGUGUAUUUCACAGAUAAACAGUAUACAGAGGACGAGCUCCCGCCUGAGUUUAAGCUGGUUAUUCCUGUCAAGAAACAGGAUGCGAGCAAAAAGGGAGGUUCCAGAGCUACUCCGUUCCCACAGACCUAAAUCAAUUUGGAGCGCUCCCAAUUUCACGUGAAAACAUAAGAUUAGCCCUAAAACACACAGUGUAAUAUUGUCCUUUUAAACAAGCUUCAUGUUAUAUGUGGGAUUUCCUUAUUUUUGUAAACAAAUCCCACUGAAUUGUUGCAUGAUUUAUUUAAGUUGAACUGUAUUUUGUUUUAAUUUUUGUUACAUAAUUCACAACAUUGUUCAUGUUGUGAAUUAUGCAACUAUCUAUUGUUGCCACAAGAUACAGCGAGACUGGAAGAGUCACAGAAAGGCAUAGUGUAUGACUUUAUGUGAACAUGUAUAUGUCGAUUCAUGGAUCACACACGGUGUGAAUUUUGUCAUUCAGUUUCUUGUUAGAGAACAGCAAGUUGUGUAAAAAGCACUGAAACAUUAAAAGGUUUGUGUACCUUCAAAAGUUUAAAGAAAGUCUAAAUUCACCUGUAAAGGUUAUAGUGCAUUUUUGCACCAAAAAUGACACAUGAUACUAGAUUUUUCUUGAUCCAUCCUCCAGGCAAACAUGAGUUCUUCCCACAGGUAAUGAUGAAAUGACC